Messenger RNA from Rotaria socialis, 687 nucleotides. Lineage: Eukaryota; Metazoa; Rotifera; Eurotatoria; Philodinida; Philodinidae. The record is from the annotation of a GenBank genome assembly.
AUGACAACUGCACAACAAUUGCAUCCUGAUUUGAAAGAGCUGAGUCAAAUGCCAAACACGAUAUUUUGUCAAGUUGAAACGGCUAUUAAAACUUCAACAAAACUGACCGACGACUACAGGAAACAAUGUCUUCAAGCUUGUUGUAACGCCAAAGAUAGUUUUUUUCGUGCACAAAUCGACUUUACGGAUGAAGGGCAACGAUUGAUCACCCGUGCGAUGAAGCUACCUGUUACUGAUGAAAAUAAUCGACGAAUACUUCACGGCGAAUGGAAAAAAAUGAUGAUUUUUACAAAAACAGAAUGUAAAUUAAUACUGGAACCGGUGCAACAGAUAGUUCAAUACCUCUUGAAAACAGACCGCUUUUUGGGUUCUAUUGUCGUUACUGUCGCACUGCUAAUGAAAUUUGUUACAGUUAAGCAGAUUCGUGACAGUGUCCAUGACACAUUGCAAAGCGUCAAAGAAUGGAUCAGUGUAAAUUUUCCGAAAUGCAUCAGCAUUAGCAGCAAAGAGUUGAAAGCCGAAGAAUUAUUAAAUCAACUAAACGAUUUAUUACAUUUCAUGGAAACUGAUGAAACAGAUUGGCUAUCUGAUGUAAAACUCGAAUGUUUGCAACAACGAAUCAAUAUUAAAAAUGCCGCGUUGAAACAAGACAGAGAAAGAUUUUGCGUUGACAAUAAGUUACAGUGA